UAGAAUUGAUAUCUGAUGUUUCAUCUGUUUCCUGCUGUCUUCAAUGUCUUAACCUUUUGGUGGGGACAUGUCUUGAUGAGCCUCAGCCUUUGGGUCUCAGACACUCCUCAUCUCAUAAAGAACAGGGCCUUCUGGAUGCUGAGGAUUUCAAUGAUUGCCUCCUCCGAUGGUGAACGGGGCGCUUCUCUUGCUUCCUUUCUUUUUUCUCUUUAAAUGAUUCAUGUACUUCAGAGGCUGAAAAUUUGCAGAACAUUAACCAAAGCCGAUGCCUAUCUUGCUUUGCCGAGCCAUUUUCCAUAAAAAGAAGGAUGGUUUCGGAAUUGUCUUCGUAAAGGGAGAUUUCGUGGGAACAUGAUCAGUCACGCCGAAAGAUUCUUUUCACACGCCUUCGCCCCGGCGAUGCGGUCGUUUGAUUUCCAUGUGUGGUUUUGCUCUCACAUCAAGAGGAAUCGGCAUCUCUGAUAGGUGGUUUCGUGCCGAAUCCGGUGAUAUAUUAUGUGAACCCACCAAAGAAAGUAACGUUUCUGCAGACAUGAUAUGAAGCGUUAAGUCCUAGCCUCACACAGAGACAGAUCAGCCGUGGUAGUUUCUAAUAAAGAACAAGCACCGAGCUAGAGAAUCGAAAUCAAGAAGAAGAAGCAAGCUUCUGAUUUUGCCCAGUCCACCGCCAAAUAUAUUGCUAAGUUCAGCGCGGGACUGGAAAUGAAGCGGUAACUAUGAACUGCAUGCAAAAGUUACACCUCAACUGCUAGAAUGUUGAAUUGCGAAGCCAGUUGAGGACUUGUAAAGGCCGCUAGAAGCUGCGCGCGCGCGUCCUUCCCGGUCCUCUCGCAUUAGCGGAAAGGUUCUUUCUCAAUUCUUCAUAUCGAGACGCACAGAAUCUGCACAAAUGGCCAGAUGGCAUCUUGCGUGCCUAGCCUGCCUGCCAUAACUUCUUCUGACCAAAUGGAAAGAGAGGCGAUAAGGAAAAGGAAAUAUUCCCGCUAGCUUUACAGCCCGCCAAAUAUUCCUGUUGGAACUUCUUUUUCUUCUUUCCCAAUAUAAAAGGCAAGAAUUCUUCCCAGUUGCCCCCCAAAGAAAAGCCUGCUCAAACAUCUAAGCUAAGCUCUGUGAGAUGAGCACUUGCAGGCAGCUCGAUAUUAAAACCGACGAUCAUGCCCCCAAAAAGUGGUCGGUAUUGUUGAACGAGGAAGUAUUCAAGCAGUUCUACAGCCAGGGUGGUUCGGUGGUCCACAAGGUUUUCGGCGACGGGUCGCUGUUUAGCCCCUUUUUGUUCGGGAAGUUCUUUGAUCCGUCUGAUGCUUUCCCUCUGUGGGAGUUCGAUUCAGAUGUGUUGUUGUCCAAGUUUCGCAGCUGCGGCCAGAGCACUGUCGACUGGUUUCAGACCGAUAAUGAUUACGUGUUGAAAUCGGAAAUUCCAGCAGCUUUAGGGGAAAACAGUGCUCAGAUUUAUACCGAUAAUGGAAAGGUGGUGGAAAUUAGUGGGCAAUGGAAUCCACAGAGAGAGUCCAAGACAAAGGAUUGGAGGUGUGGACACUGGUGGGAACAUGGAUACGUGCGGAGGCUUGAGCUGCCAGAUGAUGCAGAUUGGAAAAAAAUAGAGGCAAAGUUGAGUAGUGAGAAGUACCUAGAAAUCAGAAUCCCGAAAGCCAAUUCGCAUUCUGACACCUUGCCGGGAAAGAGCGGGGCAGCGGAUGUAUCUGAACCGAUGUAAGUACUAAUUAAUGUGUACCGCCUCUGUAACAAAGCAUUAAAUCUGACUAAAAUCGCAUCGCAUAA
This is a messenger RNA of Syzygium oleosum, 1779 nucleotides long. Its product is annotated as 21.7 kDa class VI heat shock protein. Lineage: Eukaryota; Viridiplantae; Streptophyta; Magnoliopsida; Myrtales; Myrtaceae. The record is from RefSeq and is a predicted model, not a curated record. The transcript has 2 exons. The coding region runs from base 1115 to 1714 and encodes 199 amino acids.